CGUCCUGUAGGCCCCGCCCUCUUCCGGGUCUGAGUUCUCGGCUCGCAUGGCUGGCGGCAGACGCGUGGGUCCCGGCCCGCGGUCGCGUGCCGCCAUGGCGCCGUGGAAGAAGAAGGGGCUGCGGAAGCGCCGGACUGGUGCUUCCCAGGCUCGCGACAGCGAAUCAGAGGACGGCGAGUUCGAGAUCCAGGCGGAGGAUGACGCUCGGGCGCGGAAGCUGGGCCCCAGCAGAGCCUUGCCCUCCUUCCCUACCUCGGAGUGCAUAUCAGAUGUGGAGCCCGACACUCGGGAGUUGGUACGAGCCCAGAACAAGAAAAAGAAGAAGUCUGGAGGCUUCCAGUCCAUGGGCUUGAGCUACCCUGUGUUCAAAGGGAUUAUGAAAAAGGGCUACAAGGUGCCAACGCCCAUCCAGAGGAAGACCAUUCCGGUGAUCUUGGAUGGCAAGGACGUGGUGGCCAUGGCCCGGACAGGCAGCGGCAAAACAGCAUGCUUCCUCCUCCCGAUGUUUGAGCGGCUGAAGGCACGAAGCGCACAGACCGGAGCCCGGGCCCUCAUCCUCUCGCCCACCCGGGAGCUCGCCCUGCAGACUAUGAAAUUCACUAAAGAGCUGGGCAAGUUCACCGGCCUCAAGACAGCCUUGAUCCUGGGUGGGGACAAAAUGGAAGACCAGUUUGCUGCCCUGCACGAGAACCCUGACAUAAUCAUUGCCACCCCUGGGCGGUUGAUGCACGUGGCUGUGGAGAUGAAUUUGAAGCUACAGAGUGUGGAGUAUGUGGUUUUUGAUGAAGCGGACAGGCUCUUUGAAAUGGGGUUUGCUGAACAGCUACAGGAGAUCAUAGGCCGCCUUCCUGGAGGCCACCAAACAGUGCUGUUCUCGGCCACACUGCCCAAACUGCUGGUGGAAUUUGCUCGGGCAGGUCUCACAGAGCCUGUGCUCAUCCGUCUGGAUGUAGACACCAAGCUCAAUGAACAGCUCAAGACCUCCUUCCUCCUUGUGCGCGAGGACACCAAGGCUGCUGUGCUUCUCUACCUGCUGCGUAAUGUUGUUCGGCCCCAGGACCAGACGGUGGUGUUUGUAGCUACAAAGCACCACGCAGAGUACCUCAUGGAGUUGCUGACAGCCCAGGGUGUGAGCUGCGCCCACAUCUAUAGUGCUUUGGACCAGACAGCCCGUAAAAUCAACUUGGCGAAGUUCACACACAAUAAAUGUUCCACCCUCAUCGUGACUGACCUGGCCGCCCGGGGCCUGGACAUCCCACUGCUGGACAACGUCAUCAACUAUAGCUUUCCUGCCAAGGGCAAGCUCUUCCUGCAUCGUGUGGGUCGUGUGGCCCGAGCAGGCCGAAGUGGCACAGCCUAUUCCUUGGUGGCUCCAGAUGAGGUUCCCUACCUGCUUGACCUGCACCUGUUCCUGGGCCGCUCCAUCACCCUCGCCCAGCCUCAUGAGGAACCCUCAGGUGCAGUUGGCAGGGAUGGCGUGCUGGGUCGGGUGCCUCAGACUGUGGUGGAUGACGAGGACAGUGGCCUGCAGACUGCCCUGGAGGCGUCACUGGACCUUCGGGGCCUGCACCGUGUGGCCGACAACGCUCAGCAGCAGUAUGUGCGCUCUCGUCCAGCGCCCUCACCUGAGUCCAUCAAGAGAGCCAAGGAGCUGGACCUGGCAGGGCUGGGCUUGCACCCACUCUUCAGCUCCCGCUUUGAGGAGGGGGAACGGCAGCGCCUGAGGCUGCUGGACAGCGUCAAGAGCUACCGCACCCGCACAACCAUCUUUGAGAUCAACGCCUCCUGCCGGGACCCAAGCAGCCAGAUGAUGCGUGCCAAGCGGCAGAGGGACCAAAAAGCUAUCGAUAGCUUCCAGCAGGGGCGGCAGGAGAGGCAGGAGAGCCCAGCUGACCCAGUCCCCCAAAAGGAGCUGCCUCAGAAGGAAGAGGGAGAGGAGGACAUGGCUGAGAGUGUGGAGGAUGUCUUCACAGAGGUUGUGGGCCAGAAGCGGUCAAAGCCAGGACCCAACCGAGGAGCCAAGAGGCGGAGGGAGGAGGCUCGUCAGCGAGACCAGGAGUUUUAUGUCCCCUACCGGCCCAAGGAUUUUGACAGUGAGCGGGGGCUGAGCAUCGGUGGGACCGCAGGGGCCUUUGAGCAGCAGGUGGCUGGUGCGGUCCUUGAUCUGAUGGGGGAUGAGGCGCAGAACAUGAGCCGAGGUCGGCAGCAGCUCAAGUGGGACCGGAAGAAGAAGCGGUUUGUGGGGCAAUCAGGCCAGGAGGACAAGAAGAAAAUCAAGACAGAGAGUGGCCGGUAUAUCAGCAGCUCCUACAAGCGUGACCUCUACCAGAAGUGGAAGCAGAAGCAGAAAAUUGAUGACCGGGACUCUGAGGAUGAAGGAUCAUUCAACCAGCGAGGCCCUGGGCCCCGCAGAGGUGGAAAGCGAGGGCGGAGUCAAGGUGGGCAGGGUGCCUCCCUGCCCCGAGCACCCAGUGCCCCCACAGGCCGUAUGCGCUCAGAACUUAAGACCAAGGAACAGAUCCUGAAACAUCGACGUCAGGCCCAGAAGCAGCGCUUCCUGCAGCGCGGAGGCCUGAAGCAGCUUUCAGCACGAAACCGUCGUAGAGCCCAAGAGCUGCGCCAGGGUGCCUUUGGCCGGGGUGCCCCCUCCAGGAAGGGCAAGAUGAGGAAGAGGAUGUAAGGAGCCAGACUCAGCCUAGGGGCUUCCUGAUAGCCCUGGUUUGGACAUCACUGACAUGUUCUCAUGUGCUGUUGGCAGAGUCUCCUACAGGAGCCAGUGUCUAUGAGGAACAGUGCUAUCUGGCCACAGAAAACGGAGGCUGCUUUUGAUGGGACAUUGGGUGAGGUCUUGAAGGAUGCCUAGGCAUUUACCAGCAAAGCUCGGCAGAGCAAGUCCUGAGCCUGCAGCUUAGCUGUCACCCUAUCCAUGAAUUCAGGCUUCAGAAGUCAUGGCCAUGUGGAUGUAUGUGGACCCUGGCUGUCUGACCAGAUGUUAGGUUUCAUUGUAGUAAACUUUUGUGGAACAUCUCUA
Cricetulus griseus (Chinese hamster) is the source of this 3031-nucleotide messenger RNA. Lineage: Eukaryota; Metazoa; Chordata; Mammalia; Rodentia; Cricetidae. The record is from RefSeq and is a predicted model, not a curated record.